CUCCAUAUCCUUCUCCUCAUUCACCCUCAAAGCGACCACGCCCUUCCAUGCCACCAACUUCUCCUCCUUCUCCUAUACCUUCAACUACAAUUAAGUCUCUGCCUUCUCUUACUCCAACAAAAACUCCAUAUCCUUCUCCUUAUUCACCCUCCAUACCACCAACUUCUCCUCCUUCUCCUACGCCUUCAACUACAAUCAAGUCUCCGCCUCCUCUUACUCCAACAAAAAACUCUAUAUCCUUCCCCUUAUUCACCCUCAAAGCCACCACGCCCUUCCAUACCACCAACUUCUCCUCCUUCUCUUGCACCUUCAACUACAAUCAACUCUCCGCCUCCUCCUACUCCAACGAAAACUCUAUAUCCUUCUCCUCAUUCACUCUCAGAGCCACCACGCCCUUCCAUGCCACCAACUUCUCCUCCUUCUCCUACACCUUCAACUACAAUUAAGUCUCCACCUUUUCUUACUCCAACAAAAACUCCAUAUCCUUCUCCCUAUUCACCUUCUAUGCCACCAACUUCUCCUCCUUCUCCUAUGCCUUCAACUACAAUCAAGUCUCCACCUUCUCUUACUCCAAUAAAAACUCCAUAUCCUUCCUCUUAUUCACCCUAAAAGCCGCCACGCCCUUCCAUGCCACUAACUUCUCUUCCUUCUCCUACACCUUCAACUAAAAUUAAGUCUUCGCCUUCUCUGACUUCAACAAAAACUCCAUAUCCUUCUCCUUAUUCACCCUCCAUGCCACCAACUUCUCCUCCUUCUCCUACACGUUCAACUACAGUUAAGUCUCCACCUCCUCUUACUCCAACAAAAACUCCAUAUCCUUCCCCUUAUUCACCCUCAAAGCCACCACGCCCUUCCAUGCCAGCAACUUCUCCUCCUUCUCCUGCACUUUCAACUACAAUUAAGUCUCCGCCUUCUCUUACUCCAACAAAAACUCCAUAUCCUUCUCCCUAUUCACCCUCCAUGCCACCAACUUCUCCUCCUUCUCCUAUGCCUUCAACUACAAUCAAGUCUCCGCCUCCUCUUACUCGAACAAAAACUCCAUAUCCUUCCCCUUAUUCACCCUUAAAGCCACCAUGCCCUUCCAUGCCACCAACUUCUCCUCCUUCUCCUACACCUUCAACUACAAUUAAGUCUCUGCCUUCUCUUACUCUAACAAAAACUCCAUAUCCUUCUCCUUAUUCACCCUCCAUGCCACCAACUUCUCCUCCUUCUCCUAUGCCUUCAACUACAAUCAAGUCUUUGCCUCCUCUUACUCUAACAAAAACUCCAUAUCCUUCCCCUUAUUCACCCUCAAAGCCACCACGCCCUUCCAUGCCACCAACUUCUCCUCCUUCUCUUACACCUUCAACUACAAUCAACACUCUACCUCCUCCUACUCCAACAAAAACUCCAUAUCCUUCUCCUCAUUCACCUUCUCCUACACCUUCAACUACAAUCAACUCUCCGCCUCCUCCUACUCCAACAAAAACUCCAUAUCCUUCUCCUUAUUCACCCUCAAAGCCACCAUGCUCUUUAGUACCACCAACUUCUCCUCCUUCUUCCCAACAUCUGUCACCUCCACUUGGCCUUGGAAGUUCACCUCCUCCCCCAUCAACAUCCACACCUCCUCCACCACUGAGCCAAAAAAGUCCCCCACCACCCCCAUCAACUUCUACACGCCCUUCACCAAAUGCUCAUUCUCCGCCACCUCCGUCAAGUGUAUGCGUCACUGUUUUAAGAAAGCGUAUCUGCAUAUGAUCAAAUCCCACCACCUUACUCCAUCCUAUAAACUCAGAGUCUUGAUUUCGUUGUACCACUUUUUUCGCUGCAUAAUAAUUCUCCUUCCUCUUUGGCCUACCAAACAUGUAAUCGCUGUAUCC
Molecule: messenger RNA, 1859 nt
Organism: Prosopis cineraria
Lineage: Eukaryota; Viridiplantae; Streptophyta; Magnoliopsida; Fabales; Fabaceae
Product: leucine-rich repeat extensin-like protein 5
Exons: 1
Coding region: 628-1737 (369 amino acids)
Source: RefSeq, a predicted model, not a curated record